Molecule: messenger RNA, 1009 nt
Organism: Nerophis ophidion (straightnose pipefish)
Lineage: Eukaryota; Metazoa; Chordata; Actinopteri; Syngnathiformes; Syngnathidae
Gene: mrpl11
Product: mitochondrial ribosomal protein L11
Exons: 6
Coding region: 165-767 (200 amino acids)
Biological process (GO): translation
Cellular component (GO): ribosome; mitochondrial large ribosomal subunit
Molecular function (GO): large ribosomal subunit rRNA binding; structural constituent of ribosome
Source: RefSeq, a predicted model, not a curated record
ACCAGGUUGACUUCCUGCAGUUAGUCCUUCAAGCCGCCGGGUGGCGCUGUGCGGAAGUAGGACAGGAAGUAGGGCAGCGUGGUAGUUAGCAAGAUGUCGGCGCAGUGAAGGCUAGCAACAUUAGCACAAGGAGCAUCAGUACGAGGCUCGCCACAUCCAGCAAGAUGUCGAAGAUCUCCAGGUCAGCCAAGGCUGUGAAGAAGGUGGAUACAACCAGCGUGAUCCGGGCUAUAGUGAGGUCAGGACAAGCGGCCCCUGGCCCCCCGCUGGGCCCCAUCCUCGGACAGAGAGGAAUCCCCAUCGGGCAGUUCUGCAAGGACUUCAAUGAGAAGACCAAGGAGCUGAAGGAGGGCAUCCCUCUUCCCAUCAGGAUCAACGUAAAGCCUGAUCGGACCUACGACCUUCAUAUUGGCAAGCCCACAGUAUCCUACUUUCUCAAGCAAGCAGCGGGCAUCGCCAAAGGUGCUGCAAAGACAGGCCACGAGACCGCAGGGAUGGUGACGCUGCGGGCGGUGUAUGAAAUCGCCCAGAUCAAAUCCCAGGACGACUGCUUCGAAAUAAGGAACACCUCGAUGGAGAACGUGGUCAAGAGCAUCAUUGGGUCGGCCAAGUCCCUGGGCAUCAAGAUCGUGAAAGACCUGUCAGCAGACGAGUACAAAGUGUUCCUGGAGCAAAGGGAGGAGAAACUGCAAGCCGACGCGGCGGCGGCGGCAGCUGAGGCGGCGGCUGAAGCUACUGCGGCCAGCAAGAAGAGAUCAACUCUCUGAAUUGUGCUGCAGGACAUGCUGUGGGACUCUUCCACGGAACAUUGCUGACACCCAGUGGUGACAUAAAGUACUGCGCCUGCUGGGCCUGUGCUCUUUUACGUCCCUGUACCACGUGACCCUUCUUUCUUAUUUACAAUCAUUGUAUACAUGCUUUGUGAUCUGUAUGCUUCAUGAUAUGUAUGCUUCACAAUCUGUAUGCUUUAUAAUCUGUGUGCCAGCACUGAAUAAACAGUCCAACACUU